GCGCGCGCGCCUCGUUGGUCCCGGGGAAGAUGGCGGCGCCGGCGCCGGGGGGCUAGGGCGACUCCGGGCCGCGGCCGCCUGCUCGGCUUGGCGCCUGGGCCGGCCUGGUCCCUGGUCGGGGCUCGAAGACAUAGCGGGACCUGGGGGUCGUGACUCCGAGAAAGGGCGCUGAUUGGACUCCUGUGAAAGAAGAGUUGGUGACGGUCCCAGGGUGUGGUGCGUGCCACGAUGGAUCUGGCUUACGUCUGCGAGUGGGAGAGAUGGCCCAAGAGCACCCACUGCCCCUCGGUGCCCCUGGCCUGUGCCUGGUCCUGCCGCAACCUCAUCGCCUUCACCACCGACCUGCGAAACGACGAUCAGGACCUCACGCGCAUGAUCCACAUCCUGGACACGGAGCACCCCUGGGACGUGCACUCCGUCAACUCACAGCACAGCGAGGCCAUCACCUGCCUGGAGUGGGACCAGUCAGGCUCCCGGCUCCUGUCGGCCGAUGCUGACGGGCAGAUCAAGUGCUGGAGCAUGGCGGACCACCUGGCCAACAGCUGGGAGAGCUCCGUGGGCAGCCUGGUAGAGGGGGACCCCAUCGUGGCCCUGUCCUGGCUGCACAACGGCGUGAAGCUGGCGCUGCACGUGGAGAAGUCAGGUGCCUCCAGCUUCGGGGAGAAGUUCUCCCGUGUCAAGUUCUCGCCGUCCCUCACGCUGUUUGGCGGCAAGCCCAUGGAGGGCUGGAUCGCGGUGACGGUCAGCGGCCUGGUCACCGUGUCCCUGCUCAAGCCCAGUGGGCAGGUGCUGACGUCAACCGAGAGUCUGUGCCGGCUGCGCGGCCGCGUGGCUCUGGCGGACAUCGCCUUCACGGGCGGCGGCAACAUCGUGGUGGCCACGGCGGACGGCAGCAGCGCCUCCCCCGUGCAGUUCUACAAGGUGUGCGUGAGCGUGGUCAGCGAGAAGUGCCGCAUCGACACCGAGAUCCUGCCCUCGCUCUUCAUGCGCUGCACCACCGACCUCAACCGCAAGGACAAGUUCCCCGCCAUCACCCACCUCAAGUUCCUGGCCCGCGACAUGUCGGAACAGGUGCUCCUGUGCGCGUCCAGCCAGACGAGCAGCAUCGUGGAGUGCUGGUCUCUGCGGAAGGAGGGGCUGCCCGUCAACAACGUCUUCCAGCAGAUCUCACCCGUGGUUGGUGACAAACAGCCCAUGAUUCUCAAGUGGCGGAUCCUGUCGGCCACCAAUGAUCUGGACCGUGUGUCUGCUGUAGCGCUGCCUAAGCUGCCCAUCUCGCUGACCAACACUGACCUGAAGGUGGCCAGUGACACCCAGUUCUACCCCGGCCUCGGGCUGGCCCUGGCCUUUCACGACGGCAGCGUCCACAUCGUGCACCGGCUGUCACUGCAGAGCAUGGCCGUCUUCUACAGCUCUGCGGCCCCGCGCUCCGCGGACGAGCCGGCCAUCAAGCGCCCGCGGACCACCGGCCCCGCCGUCCACUUCAAGGCCAUGCAGCUCUCCUGGACCUCUCUGGCCCUAGUCGGCAUCGACAACCACGGGAAGCUGAGCAUGCUUCGCAUCUCGCCGUCCAUGGGCCACGCGCUGGACGUGAGCCUGGCGCUGCGGCACCUGCUCUUCCUGCUGGAGUACUGCAUGGUGACCGGCUACGACUGGUGGGACACGCUGCUGCACGUGCAGCCCGGCAUGGUGCAGGGCCUGGUCGAGAGGCUCCACGAGGAGUACACGCGCCAGAACGCCGCCCUGCAGCAGGUCCUGUCCACCCGGAUCCUGGCCAUGAAGGCGUCGCUGUGCAAGCUGUCGCCCUGCACGGUGGCCCGCGUGUGCGACUACCACGCCAAGCUCUUCCUGGUGGCCGUCAGCUCCACGCUCAAGUCCCUCCUGCGCCCCCACUUCCUCAACACGCCCGACAAGAGCCCCGGCGACCGGCUGACCGAGGUCUGCGCCAAGAUCACGGAUGCCGACAUCGACAAGGUCAUGAUCAACCUCAAGACGGAGGAGUUUGUCCUGGACAUGAACACGCUCCAGGCGCUCCAGCAGCUCCUGCAGUGGGUGGGGGACUUCGUGCUCUACUUGCUGGCCAGCCUGCCCAACCAGGGCUCCCCGCUGCGGCCGGGACACAGCUUCCUGCGGGACGGCCCCUCGCUGGGCCUGCUGCGGGAGCUCAUGGUGGUCAUCCGCAUCUGGGGUCUGCUGAAGCCCAGCUGCCUGCCCGUGUACACGGCCACCUCGGACACCCAGGACAGCAUGUCCCUGCUCUUCCGCCUGCUCACCAAGCUCUGGAUCUGCUGCCGUGACGAGGGCCCCUCGAGCGAGCCGGAUGAGGCGCUGGUUGACGAGUGCUGCCUGCUGCCCAGUCAGCUGCUGGUGCCCAGCCUGGACUGGCUGCCCGUCAGCGACGGCCUCGCCAGCCGCCUGCAGCCCAAGCAGCCCCUGCGCCUGCAGUUCGGCUCGGCCCCGACCCUGCCCGCUGGGCCGCCCGACGGCCUCGCCAGGGCGCCGGGCCAGCCCAGGAUCGACCACCUGCGGAGGCUGCACCUGGGAGCCUACCCCACAGAGGAGUGCAAGACCUGCACCAGGUGCGGCUGUGUCACCAUGCUCCGGUCACCCAACAAGACUACGGCUGUCAAACAGUGGGAACAGCGCUGGAUCAAGAACUGCCUAUGUGGGGGCCUCUGGCGGCGGGUGCCGCUCAGCUACCCCUGACUGGGGGCCCCUAGGCCCUCCCGGCGACAGAACGUUCCACACGCUCCUGACCUUCGUUGGGUGCGUUAAAAAACAGGCAUCCGGAAGCAGGGCCUUUCAGGCCACAUCAGCCAAGGUCGGUGCCCUGUCGCUGGGCGGGGCCGGUGAGGGUGCGGCUGGAGCCUCAAGUCAGUACCUGUCAGCCCAGUGGGUGCGGCUUUCUGUCCCUGGGAGCCUGUGGGUCUCACGGCCUCAGGCAGGGCCACAGCCCACGUGCUCCCUCCCUGGACCCCCAGCGGCCCCUCCGGAGGCCCCAGGUCCCGGCUCAGAGGGCCCAGGAUGGCCGGCGUCUCUGUUCUCCAGAGCGCCCCCCAGGAACCUGUCCCGAGUCCGGGUGGCUGCUGCCGGGGCACCUGCCUCCGUGUCCUCCUUCCUGUCCGUGCGUCCAGGUGGCUCUGACCUCAGCAGGCGCAAUAAACGUCCUGCCGAAGGUGCUGCCUGUCUGCCCUCCCUCCUCCCUCAUGCAGGUCUGGGUUCCUGUGCCUGGUGACUCUCUGCUUUGUCAGCAUUUAUCGAGCACCUAUUGUAUGCCAGUCACUGAGGUCCCUACAGGGGGCAGCAAGCUAGGCACAGGUGGGUGGUGGGCACGUCUCUCUCCUUUUUCCCUGACUCCCCCUACCCUCCCCCCUGCAUGCCUCAGCUGCUCUGGCCCCUGGGCUUCUGGGAGCUCAGGUCUGGUCCCUGGGGGUCCCACCUUCUGCCAACAAGCACUUGCCCCAGGCGCAUCAGGCCUCCUGCCCUGCCUGUGGGGUGCUCCUGCCUGAAGGCGCAGGGAGGGGUGGGUGCAGGGCAGGGAGGGCGGCCAGGUGGAUGCCCCAGGGGGCGCAGAGCUGCCUAGGGCAGCCGGGCCCUGGCGAUAGUCAGCCGGCACGGGGCCAGGCGUUUGGUGGGGGGCUGGCCCGCCUCUCCUCCCACCCUGCUGGUCACCGCUGCCUGGUGCCCCUUGAGUGACACGGGGCCCCGAAGACAGCUGCCCUGGUCGAGGCGUUCCUGGGUGAGUGGUCACUGCUGACGGGCAAGCCACCCGUGAGCCACUGGAGGGAAAUGUCCGUGUAAAUCGUUGAUCUAAGUCCAGCAAAGGGGGGUUUCAGGGAGCAGGGGAGAGGCCUCUCCUCCAUGGGGGUCAGCCACCCGGGGCCCUCUCCUCCCCCCGGCCACGCCCACACCACUGCUGUGCCGUCUGCGGGGCUGGGGGGGGGGCCGGCUGCUGGCGACCCUGCACCCCUUUGGGGUCCGCAGACCCCUGACGCGGCCCGCCCCCAGCUGCAGUGGCACAAAGGGGUUAUCGUCCUGGACACGUCUCACCCACUUGGGGCUAGUUUGUGGGUUUAUGACGCGGACACGUGGGGCCUGCAUCGCCUCCCCUGGGGUCUGGGCGGGCGCACACCUGUGGCCAGCCCCGUGCAGAAGUGCGUGUGAGCCGCGAGUGUUGGGAAGCGGCCCCUCCCCCUGGAGUCCGAGUCCCGGGCGGUGAGGCCGCCAUCCUGCUGUGCCGCCCACUUCUGGCCCUGCAGGCGCGGAGCACGGUGAACCGGGGAUGGCUCUGUGCCCCCCAGUUUGGGGUGGAUGAGAACAUUCUGUGAACUGCUGGGGCAAACGUGGUGGCGUGGGCGUGCCUGGCUGCCCGGGCGGCCUGUCCCCCAUGCGCCCUGCUGAGCCCGGGUCAGGUCAGCAGGGUCGAGCGUCCCCGUCCCGUGCCCACCGGGGUGGCCGCAACACCCGCGUGUCCCCAUGGCGCCUUCCUCUAAGCGCGACAGCAAGGCCUCUAGUACUGCGAAGAUGGGCCAGUGCGACCGGCUGUGUGCUUCUGUCCCCUUCUGUCCGCUCCUCAGAGCGGGGUCACCGGGACCGCGUUCAGCUGCGCGUGCCGCUUUGGGUUCAGUGCCCAUCGCACUCCCGCCCCUGCCCCACACUCCUCCAGAACCUCCUGUGGUUCCCACUGACCACGGGAUGGGGCGUUGUCACACCAGGCCAGCCCCGAGACAGACGUGAAACCCCACAUACCACCCUUUCCCUGGCUUCCCCCCCCCACCCCGGGGCACUGACCUCCGGAAACAAGCGGGAAGGCUUGACUGGCCCUUGGCCCCUGCGUCUGCGCGGGGCUCAGGGCCGGCCACGCCCACUGGCACCUGAGAACCCGCCCGGGGAGGGGACAGCUCGCCCAGGGAGGAGGCCCGGGGUGAGAGGCUGCGGGUUCCCUCGUUCGCUCGCGGCUGGAGAAGCCCCAGCCACCGCGGCUCCGCCCCUUCCCGCGGGCGGACCCACCGGCCCCCGGCCCCGCCCGGGCCCUCCGGCUGCCAGGCCACCAGUGGGGACGGCCGCAGUGGAGUUCCAGGCGGACGACAGAUGCGGUUUAGUCCAAGGCCGUUCCGGAUGCCACAUGGAACACGCUCAUCACGCGAAAAGCGUUUGUUGUUCUUCUGAAAUUCCCGUUUAACCGGACGUGUUGUAUUUUUAUUUGCUGAAUCCGGUAUCCUACCCACACCCACGCUUUCCCCCCAAACUGGAUCGUUCCAAAGCCACGCCCUGGCAUCUUUCAUUCAGGAAAUACCUAUCGAAUGAAUGAGUCUUCGGUGUCUGACCGGCAAUUGUGUCUCUUCCCCCCUUAAUGUAAAUGUGCAGUUUGUUAAGUUUCGCGCGAGACGCAGGAGCCCAUGUGGGUCAUCAGAGGGCGCGGUGGCUCGUCCUGCGUGGAGUGUGAGUUACUAGAGCUGGUCUCGGAGACCACGGCCCAGCCCAGGACUGCACGCAGCAGGUGCUCAAUAAAUGCUUUUGUACCUGU
Messenger RNA from Hyaena hyaena (striped hyena), 5527 nucleotides. It is a transcript of the gene MED16, whose product is annotated as mediator complex subunit 16. NCBI's taxonomy places the organism in Eukaryota, Metazoa, Chordata, Mammalia, Carnivora, Hyaenidae. Gene Ontology annotation, cellular component: mediator complex. Gene Ontology annotation, molecular function: protein binding. The record is from RefSeq and is a predicted model, not a curated record. Bases 229 to 2706 code for a protein of 825 amino acids. Gene Ontology annotation, biological process: positive regulation of DNA-templated transcription. The transcript is spliced from 16 exons.